This is a messenger RNA of Cydia splendana, 980 nucleotides long. It is a transcript of the gene Pex10, whose product is annotated as peroxisome biogenesis factor 10. Lineage: Eukaryota; Metazoa; Arthropoda; Insecta; Lepidoptera; Tortricidae. The transcript has a single exon. The record is from RefSeq and is a predicted model, not a curated record. Gene Ontology annotation, biological process: protein import into peroxisome matrix. The coding region runs from base 91 to 903 and encodes 270 amino acids. Gene Ontology annotation, molecular function: zinc ion binding. Gene Ontology annotation, cellular component: peroxisomal membrane.
GUAAAUAGUAAUUAAAUGAAUGAGUAGGAUGUUGUUUAAUAGGAAAAUACUUAGAAGUUAUUGAUUGGAACUGUUGAAAAGUGCAAAACAAUGGCUUUGCCGACUGCCCAACCAGCGGAGGUCCUGAGAGCGUGGCAGAAAGACGACCACUAUGAGAAACAACUUGCGGGAUCUAUGGCUAGGCUUAUGCCUUCAAAUCACGCAUCUAAAGCCGUUCCCAUAUCUUCCCUGCUAUAUAAAUCGUUCACUACGCUAAACGAUUUGCAGACUCUCGGCGAAGAAUACUCCGGAAUCGUUCAAGUGGACGAAACGUACCUUAAACUCCCAACAUUCGGCAAUAGACUUCUCAGCAUCUUGUUAUCGGCGUUUGGUGAAAAUUUGACAAGAAAGGUACUUCGCUACGCUGAAACUGCCGUUGAACAAAAUGCUACGUUAAAACCUGCGGUCCAAAACUCGCUCGUAGUGUUGUUUAAAGCUGUGGCUAAUAUGUUGCCGCAGUUUGAAAGCAUACACAGAGCUCUGUGCUAUAUUAGUGGUGGGCCUAUACAACUUGGGAAGACCGCUUCAGGGAUUGAUUAUGUCCAAGUUAGACCAGCUGCUGCAGCAUACUAUGCUCAUUUAAGGUUAUUAGGUAUGGUAACACUACUGCAUGCUUUUGUUUCUUGUGGUCAGAGUGUUUACCAGGCUAAGAGACACAUGGACCAAAUGAGAGAGUUUCCCAAUGAAGUUGAUAGCAACAAAUCCUGUGUAGCAUGCUUGGAAGAGAUAGUUCAGCCUUGUGUGCUGCCUUGCGGACAUAUUUUUUGUAUGGAGUGCAGUUAUGGAGCGUUGGAAACAUGUGCAUUAUGCCGCACACCAUUUUUAAAGAAUAGUGUUGUGCCUCUUAUGAACUAUUCUCCAUGAUAUUGUGAAUGUUUUUAGAAAUUGUAUAACCAAAGGUAAAGGUAAGUAGCAAGGGCAAAUGUUGAAAAGUUAAGUUA